CGAGGGAAGGGGCCUGAGGCCAAGCCGCAGGUCAGAUCACACAGGCCGGGACUGAAGGAAGGAAACGAGCUGUGGUCCAGCAGAUGAAGUGAUGGGCCAGGACGGCGGGAGAGACAGCAUGACGUGGCCUCUCAGCCUGGAAGGAGGGUGGGGAAUGAACCCCUCGUGCUGGAGUGGGAAGGACCCUUUUGGGACAAGGAGCACUGAAACGCCCCACCCACCCCCGACCCCUCUGGGAGCCGUGACCUGGGCCAGACCCACAUCUGACCUGCAUGUUUAAGAGCAAGAACUACAAGGCAGUUUGCCUGGAAUUGAAGCCAGAGCCAAUCAAAGUAAGAAGCUUUUUUGAGGCCAUGCCGGCAGCCAGGCCUGAGACCCGUGGGGAGGUGUCUUGGAGUCAGGGGGCUUUCGCUGUUGCUGGUGCCCAAGACUUGUCCCAGACAUAUGACUACAAAGGCGUUAAACAAGAAGGGCCAUUUACCAAACCAGGAGGGACAAAGGAGCUAAAGAAUGAACUCAGGGAGGUGAGGGAAGAGCUCAAGGAAAAAAUGGAGGAGAUAAAACAGAUAAAGGAUGUAAUGGACAAGGAUUUUGAUAAACUCCAGGAAUUCGUGGAGAUUAUGAAGGAAAUGCAAAAGGAUAUGGAUGAGAAGAUGGAUGUUUUAAUGAAUAUACAGAACAGCAAGCUUCCCCUUAAAAGAGGAAAGGAGCAGCAAGAACUCAGGCUAAUAGGAAAGAAGGACACAGACCCACAGCUCCGCCUCAAGAAAAGGGAUGGAGCUGAGGGAGCACCGCUCAGUCUUCAAAAGAAGAUGAUGGCGCUGCAAAAAUCGAAAAAGGACCCAGUGGAUUCCCUUCACCAGUGUGAGACUUGCUGUGACAAUUCCGCACCAGGCCUGGGCACCCUUUUCACCCUUGGCAUCUGGAUCUGCCUUCUGAUUUAUCUGUGCUUCAACUCCUGUGUGAUGGAGGACGUGCUUCCCACCUAGAGCCCCGGCAGGACUGUGGGCAGCUCCGCUCUGGUUCACCUCUCCUGACUCCUUGAGCCUUGGACGCCGCCGAGAGCUGCAAGGCUCACUGCCCUCACGAAAACCACCCUGCCCCGGCUCCCUCCACCCGGAGAGGAAGAUCUUCCUUUAAAGCCAAAACGGGAGUCAGCAUUAUGAAUAUCAGCCCCCAGCUUGAGUGUGCGGUGUCACUUCUUUUGGAUCAAAAUCAGCGUAUUUCAGACCCCAACCCUUCCUCGUGCUUCCUGAUGGUUUAGUGGAAAAUUCUUGGGGUCAUCCUUGGGGUUUUUCCCCUCCCCUCUCCCCCAUCGCCUCCUGACACUUCCCCCAGUUCUGCAAAAGUCCCAGGUCAAAAGGACUGGCCCUGAAGAUAUGAGAUGCCAUUCUGUGUGAUCCCAGAAUGUGUGUGUGUGUUUGUGUGUGUGUGUGUGUGUGUGUGUGUGUCCGUGUCCCCGUGUCCGGGGCGCCCAGUGCCUAGCCAGUACUGCUUCCCUCUGGGGUCUUGUCCCCAAGCAGGACUUGAGGCUCCGCUCCUUGUAUGAACUGGAUCCCUUUCUUGGAUUCUAAGGACCCAUCCUCCUUGCCUUCUGGAAGGUUUCCUCACCCCUACCCCACCCCCCCUCAAAGAAGACCUAGCCCUUCAGAGGACUUUGAAGGUGGGGAUGAGCCAUUAACUGCCUACCACUCCCCUCUGUCCGGCCCCAGAUCUCUCGACUGAGGAGGACGAAGCUUGCCUGCUGGCUUGAAAUAAGAGCAAAGAUACAGGGAAAACCGUAUUUCAACAAACCUCCCCGCCGUGGGUGUGGUUCAGUGAAGAAGGAAUUAAUGGGGUUCCAUAUUUUUUUCUCACCAGCUCUUUCUUGUUUCAUCUCUUUGCUAAGUUGGCUGCUUCAGCUUUUAGAUGGUCCAGCAAAUGAUCAAAUUCUUUUUUUAUUUUUUAAAAAUUUAUAUAUAUAUAUUUUAUUGAAGUGUAGUCAGUUUACAGUGUUGUGUCAACUUCUGGUGUGCAGCACAAUGCUUCAGUCAUACAUAAGUUACUGCAAGAUAUUGAAUAUUGUUUCCUGUGCUAUAUAGUGGAAACUUGUUUACAUUAUAUAUAUUUUAGUAUUUGCAAAUCUUGAACUCCCAAUUUAUCCCUUCCCACUCCCUUUCCCCCUCCAGUAACCAUAAGUUUGUUUUCUAUGUCUGAGUCUGUUUCUGUUUUGUAAAUAAGUUCGUUUGUCUUCUUUUUAGAUUCCACCUAUAAGUGAUAGCAUAUGGUAUUUUUCUUUCUCUUUCUGGCUUACUUCACUUAGAAUGAUGACCUCCAGGUCCAUCCAUGUUGCUGCAAAUAGCAUUAUUUUAUUUUUUUAUGGCUGAGUAGUAUUCCAUUAUAUAAAUAUACCACAGCUGCUUUAUCCAGUCAUCUGUUGAUGGACAUUUAGGUUGUUUCCAUGUUUUGGCUAUUGUAAAUAGUUGAUCAAGUUCUUUUUUUUAAUAUAUUUUCUUUUUUGAUUUUUAAUUUUUUUUGGUGGGGGCAGGUAAUUAGGUUUACUUGGUUUUUUAUUUUUAGAGGAGGUACUGGGGAUUGAACCUAGGACCUCAUGCAUGCUAAGCAUGCGCUCUACUGCUUGAGCUACACCCUCCCCUCGAUCAAGUUGUUAACAUCUACAUCAUCAUGAGUGAUGCCUUGGGUGCUUCUGAUAUACGUUUAAAGAACAACCAAAAGCAAAAUAAAACACAGGCCUUGCCCUCAAGGAGCUUAUAGUUUUAAAGGAGAGAUGGUAGACUCGUCUAUCAAAAAUAUGGACCGUGUAUAAAUAAGCACAACCAUCAUUAGCCGGUGACGAAAGCAGAGGUGGAUUAGGGGUGGGAGAAGGAGAAGGGAGGGUAUAGCCUGCUGUUAGUUUCCUGUUGCAGCUGUAACAGAUUACCACACAUUUAAUGGCUUAAGACAACACAAAAUUGGUUCAAAAUUGGUCUCACUGGGCUAAAGUCAAGGUCUUGGCAGGUCUGCAUUCCUUCUGGAGACUCAGAGGAGAGUCUUGCCUUUUUCAGAUCCCAGAGGCUGCCUGCAUUCCCGGCCUCGUGGCCUCCUUCCCUCCCCAAAGCCAGCAGUGGCCAGUCAAGUCUGUCUCACUCUGCAACACUGAUUCUUCUGCCUCCUGCUUCUGCUUUCAAGGACACUUGGGAUUACACUGGGCUCACCUGGGAAUCCAGGACGCUCUCCUGGGCUUAAGGUCACCUGAUGAUCAGUCUUGCUCCCCCUCUGCCAUGUAACGGAACAUGUUAGCAGGCUCUGGGGAUUAGAACAUGGGUAUCUUUGGGGGCCAAUAGUCUGCCUACCAAAGGGGACCCCCAGACCCCAUCUCUUGACUACCAAACCUCCAAACACUUGGGAACACUGCCUCACUCAGUUCUGUGUUGGGGGGGUUUUAAAAUAGGCCCAGAAAUUCUUUGAAACUCUUUCAAGAGGAAGCUAAUUCCUCUCCCCUUGAGGGAGGGCUAGACAUAGUGAAGAACAGAAUAUGGCAGGAGUGAUGGUGUCUUACUUCCGAGGGGAAAUCAUAAAAGGCAUGUGGUGUCCGUCUUGCUGUCUCUUGGAUGCUUAUCCUGGGUAAAGCUCACUGCCAUGUGGUGGGACACCCAAGUGGUCCUAGGGGAAGGGCCGCAUGUCCAGGAACGGAGGCCUCCUGCCAAGAUGUGAGGAGUCGUUUUCCAGCCCCAGCCGAGCCCAGAGAUGACGGUAGUCCUGGCCCACAUCUUGACUGCAGCCUCGUGAGAUGACCUUGAACCAGAGCCCAGUUAGAUGUCUCUUACACACCUGACCUGCAGGAACUGUGAAAUAAUAAAUGCCUGUUGAUUCAAGUUGCUAGAUUUGGAGGCAGUUUGUCAGGCAGCAAUAGAUAACACCAGUGCCAAUUUGAAGAACAAAAACAAGGUCGUCAGGGAAACAGCUGCCAGGAUCAGCUGAGUGCAAGUGGUUGUGCCGUGCUGAUCAAGCCCCCAGGGCUGGGGGCAGUGGUUUCUGCAGUCCCUGUCCCUUAACCCUUCCCAAGCUCCCCUGUGCCCUGGUUCCGUGUCAUCCAAUGCAGAGGCAACAGAAGGACACCACCGUGCGUUACGGGGCAGGUUUGCCUGGCUGUCACACGGCUGUCAUGUCUGUCCUUGGGGAUGGACCUUUGGGGAGCCGCAGCCUGUCAUUCCUGCUGACAGUGCGCAUGGGCCAGCUUUGCUGGUGAGUGUGUGCCUUUUCAGUGGGUCUCAAUGUCACCUCAUCUGGAAGGAAAUCGUACUUAACCUUGUCUCUCCUCCCAAAUGCGCUAUUCCUGUCCUGUGUGCAGAGCCUCUUGGGGGGCACUUCCCUGACUUGGGGCAUCACUUCUUUGUGCUGGAGGACCCACUUCAUCAGAGCAAGGUGGAUAGGCCAUCUGCCCAAUCGGACUCCUUUCCCAGGGAAUUUGAGAUUGGAAUUUCGUGAGACUCAGCCCCCAGAAUUGAGGAUUUGUAAUCAGGAGAUGGGGAGGCAUCUGCCACCAUCGGCCAAAGAAGCAGAGAUUGCUGAUCUAUGGAAAAAGGAAACCACUUUGUGAAGAGAAGAAUGAAACGGAAAUGCUGAGAGAAGCGGAGACCGUGUAGUUCCGGAGAGGCGGAUGCAAGAGCCAGUGUCUGGCCCGGCCCUGCUGGCCCCUGCCUUGGCUCAGUGAGAGCCCCUGGGCCCUUGGACUGCAGAGUGGCUGUUACUUACCACCAGACAAGCCUGAACUAGGCCCCGCAGUUAGAAGACCCUCGGAGAUUAUCUGGUCUAAUCUCUUCAACUUAUAAUGAGGAUUCUGAGGCCCAAAGAGGCACAGUGAGGUGCCCUCAGUCACACAGCCCAUUUGCAGCAAAGCCAGGACCUGAACCCAGAUUUCCUGACUCCUGGGCCAGUGCUCUGUGACUCUCGGGGGCUGCCAGUACUUCCAAGGGCAACGAGAUGAGGAAGAAGGAGGACAGACCUCAGGUCAGCUGGGUCGAGACAUGAAUCAGUGCUGUGGCAGCAGGACAAAACACAGCCAAACACAAUCCAAGUCUCAAUUCUGGAGAUUGCACAGUGAGUCUGAGAGCCUGACCCUGGGUCCAACCACAGGGGACCGAGAAGGUGAAGGACGUGCCCUCAGCAGGAGAAAGAUGGCCCAGGAAGGACCCUUAAGGAUGGAGACAAAGUCAGCUGAGAUUUCCUGAAGUCCUUUCUGAUGGAAAGCACCUAGGACCUUUCUGGUUUCCUGGGAGUGACCGGUGAAGUCAUGCAUUGUCCAAAUGUUCAUCCGGAGGAAGGGGGUGGCUUCAUCUCACUAAAAGGACAAUUUAAAAGGACAACAGAAAACCAGUGAAAAUGGCUGUAUGUCUCUGGCCACGAGUGACACUCGCUCAGUGCGUAUCAUCCCACCCUCAGUGGUCUGCCACCCUCUUCUCCGGGCUGAGCGAUUACAACGUCCUGGAGUAGAGGAGGAGUCCCUGCAGUCUCUCCCCAGCAAGCCAAGCUUGUCCUUUUAGAAAGUUAGUUAGAUCACGUUGCUCUUCUGCUCAGCACCCCCGGGCUUCCCGUUCCUCUCGGAGCGGAAUCCACGCUCAGGGCCGGCCGUGCCUCCGGGUCAGCCCUGCCGCCGGCACGCCCACUGCGCACGCGCGGCCCUCCCGCUGCCUCGCCCGGCUCCCGCCGCUGUUUUCCUCCCUCUUCAAACCCGCCACGUGCAUUCUCACCUCAGGGCCUUUGCACUCGCAAAUAUCCCCUCCCAUUUCCUCAGCUCUCCACGUGGCCGUCCACUCAAAAGUACCUCUCUCAGUGACACGUUCCCUGUUACCCAGCACAGAUAACAGUAUCCCCGCCCCAGCGUUCCUUAUCGUCCUCACUCUGCUGUAUCUUCCUCUCCAGCACCCUGAGCACCCAGUGGCAGCUUACACACUUCACUUGUUUGUUGUCUGUCUCCUGCCGGAAUGUGGGUUCCUUGAGAGCAGAGGUGGUGUUUCGGCCACUGCUCUAUUCCAGGCGCUAGGGCGGUGCUGAGGGUACAGCAGGGGACUGAUGGACACUCCCCAAAGGGACAGGUGAGUGUAAAGAUACCUACUCUGUCCCGGACCCCGCAGGCUCUGCGCUCAGAGCUUCCUCUGCAUUAUUUUAUCUUAUUCUUACAACAACCCUAUGAAGUCAUUCUGCCUGCCUUCCCACUGAAUAGACAUUGAACAGACAUUUAAACGGUCCUUCUCCCCGUUUUAUACAGGAGGAGCCGGCUCAGAGAGAGAAGGUAAUGAAAGUAAUCUGUCCAAGGUCACAAAGUAAGUGGCAGAGCUGAAAUUUGAACCUGAGCAUCCCGAUGUCAGAAUCUCCUUCCUCUACCCUCUUGCUUCUCACUGUGUGGUCCCUGAGCCAGCAGCGUCAGCAGUAUCUGGAACUUAGAAAUGCAGAGUCCCAGGCUGCGUGCCAGCCCUACAGAACCAGGACCCGCGUUUUAAUGAGACCUCCCAGGUGACGCGAGUGCUCACUGUAGUCAGAAGUUGUGCUCUCUGCAUGCCCUCAGGUGUGUGCAAAAUAGGGGACCUCCCUCUGAGCCAGGGGCUGCCCGUGGUCUGGGUUAGUUUGGCAGUGGGUUCUGUCCCCCCGUGGGUUGCCUGCUACCCCUAGAGAUGAGAGCUCUUUAGUAUCUGCCGGGCUCUGGAGAGGGGGGACCAAACUUCGCUAUGACUGGCAGAAGCUCAGUGCCAGCCUCUGUCCGGGAGCCAGUCCUGCUGUGGGACUUCUCUUUCUUGGAGGAAAGCCUCUCAGUUCACUUAGGAAAAACCAUACCUGUGCCUCUUAAAAGCGUGUGAAAGACCCUAUGGGCAUCAGAGAUGUGGCACUGAGCCUGGAGUAGAAGCUGUUUCCACCUGACACUUAGGCACUUGGGCUGGGGAGGUUGUGAGAACAAAACAAUAUCUAUUUUCAAUUAAAUUAUUAAAGCCCGGGAGCCCACCCUUUUACCCAUUUUUAUCACCAAGUACCACCUUCAGUCUUGACAUUCAUGAAGAAUGGGCCUGUAAUAAAACUCAAAAUCCUCACUCCCAGGCUUGCCCAAGCCCACUAAAAACAAGGGUGUAUGUCUCUGUGAACCCAAGUAUGCAAAAAGCCGACUAUGAAAACACCAGCAGAGGGCGCUGUGACCCCACUGGUCCCUGCCCACUGACCUCUCCAGGAAGGAAAAGCUGCAAAGACGCAAGAAAGGAAAUCAGAUAGGAUUGGAGGUCUGGGCCCUGGGGCCCCUCCUGGUUUUGUCUUUGGAAUCUUGUGGGAGCCCAGGACUCCUGACACCUCUCAUUUGUGCCUACAGGAAAGCCAGUGGUCACCCACAUAGGGGUCCAUUCCAAAAGGCUCCUCCAACAUCUAAUAUUUGGAACUCACAAAAAAGUGAGGCCACUCCUUUAUUUACUUAACCAGCCUUUGGUGAGCACCUGCUGUGAGCCAGACAUAGAGCAAGACCAUGCCUUUUGCAUAAGGGGUGCCAUCACAAUAGUUAGAUGGAGGCCAGCCCCCUAAGCCUUGUAAAUCUCUAAUAGAGAGAUACUAGAACAAACGAGACUGUUUCCUGUUCUGAGGUCGAAGAAAAGGAACAGGGGAAGGGCAGAGCGGAGGAGAGGGAUGACCACGUGGGGAGAGAAGAAGUAGGGGAGCCAAGCAGGAGCAGGAGGACCCUGGGGAACAGGAGGGGAGGUUGGCUUCCAUCCCUGCCUGGUGCGUAUACAAUAUAGAACUUUCAAAAGUUUGUCUUUGGCUUCCUCCCACUUCCCUUUCUAGACCCUGACUUGGGACAGUUUCUGCAGAGCCUGGGACUGCAGGGAGCAAGCCCGGAGCCCCUGCAGCACGCCCCCCGCCUGCCCUGCUGGUUGUGGCCACCGCGCUCAGGAGCUUUCUCCUCUCCGCUCCCCGUCCACACCCCCAGACCCGCAGCUGCCCUCCUCAGCUCAGGGUUGGUAGCCAGGUAGUCCUAUAAACAAAUGUGCCCUGAUGUGUGGCAGACUGGCCCACCCAGGGAUGUGUGUGACUUUCCAAGAGUACCCAAAUUCAUCUCAAAGUGGUAACAUUCCAGACAGUGGGCUGGCGGGCCAUGACAGUUUCAGGCUGUGUCGGGGAUGGAGUUUUGGGAGCAAGACCUGAGCAGCUGCCAAGGGGGUCUCACACAGUGUUUGCUCAACAGGCAUUGGUACCACAGGAAAAUCCGGAUGCCUGUCCACACAGAAGGAAGUAAAGCUGACAUUGCCCUGCCUUGUUCAUUAUGUCUUCGCUAAUGCUGCUCUCACCACAGGGAAUGUUCCUCCAGGUCUACCUCUUAAAGUCCCAGCCAGCAGUGGUGACAGAAGUCACACUAGUGGUUACCUGCAGGGUGAGGGUGGGGCCGGGGGGGAAGACAGGGUAGAGGUGCAGGGGAGGGCACUAGAGUGCUGAUAACAUCCUAUUUCUUGAUCUGGGUGGUGGUGACAUGAUUGUGUGCUCUGUGUAAAAUGUUAUUCAUCAAACUGCAGAUGUUAGAUGGUGCAGGUCCUCAAAAAAAAAAUUUAGCAUGGAGUUACCACUAAGAGCCAGCAAUUCCACUCCUAGGUACAUGCCCCAAAAACCUGAAAAUAUAUGCCACACACAAAAAGUAUCUGUGAGUGGCAGCAUUGUUCAUAAUAGCAUUCUUCAUUAUAAUGAAUUCAGCAUUAUUCAUAAUAGCUGAGAGGCGGCUAUAACCCAGAUGUCCCUCAGCUGUUGAUGACUGAUAAAGAAAAUGUGAUCUAUUCAUACCACGGAAUAUUACUCAGCCAUAAAAAGGAAUGAUGGCCUGAUACAUGCUAUGACAUGAAUGGACCUUGGAAACAUGCUUAAGUGAAAGAAAACAGUCACAAAAGAUGACAUAUUGUAUGAUUUUAUUUAUAAGGAAGUCCAGAAGAGCCAAUUCCACAGAGAUAGAAAAUGGAUUACUGAUUGCCAGGGGCUGGGGGAGAGGGAAGUGGGGGGUGACUGCUAAUGGAUGUGGGAUUUCUUUAGGCGGGGAAUGAAAAUGUUCUGGAAUUAGUGGCAACAGUUGUACAACUCUGCGGCUGUACUGAAGUGUACACUUGAAAGGUGUGAAUUCUACAGUGUGUGAAUUAGAGCUCAAAAACAGGAUCAAGCUGUACCUUUAUGAUUUGUUCCCUUUGAUCUCUUAAUAAUAUAUAUAUAUAUAUUUAAGUUUAAAAGUGAAGAUGCCACUACUCUGUUGCCGUGGCUCCUGAGGUUUUAAAAAAGUCACACCAAAAGUGCCACCUCCUCUAUGAAGUCUCCCUCAUCACCCCCACCCCCACCCCCAAGAUCCUUUAGCAUUUAGUGCCAACAACCUGCUUACUACUUACUGCUCGUAGAUCCUGGCCACUCAGUGCGGCUGUGGACCAACAUCCCUGCAUCCCUUGGGGGCUUGUUAGAUGUGCAGCCUCUCAGGCCACCCAGACCUGCUAAAUCAGACUCUGCCUUUCAACAAGAUCACCAGCUGGCAUGCUUCUACGAAGAAGACAAUGAUAGACCCUGAAAUCACUAUUUUGAAACAGUGAUAUUUCAGAAGAUUCAGGCAUUGAUCGUCUGCAGCAUCUAAUAUCACAGAAGGAGACAACCAGACGUCAUGUGCCUCUUGCUGGAAGAAUUUCCCACCACUCAAAACAAACUUGAAUGUGAUUAAGCUCUAGAUCGAGUGCCAAUUUACAGGAAAAACAGGGACAGAGAUUGUGCACAAGUCUCCAGAAUAAACAACCCAGUGUCUUCAACAAACGAAUUGCAAGGGGAGAAAAGAUGGAGGAGUAACUUAUAGAUUAAAACAGGCUUAAAAGUCAGAGCAUCCAAAUUGAACACGUGAACCUCAUUUGAACCCGGAGUCAAACUGUUUUUUUGAAAACUCCGUUAAUGACAAUUUUGAGACAAGUGAGAAACUUAAACACUAGGAAUUGCUGGUUGUAAUGUAAAAAGCAUUCUUUUGUAGUGAUUUACUAGAACGUUUCGAAAUGCAAUCGUAUG
Messenger RNA from Camelus dromedarius (Arabian camel), 10020 nucleotides. It is a transcript of the gene TEX35, whose product is annotated as testis expressed 35. The record is from RefSeq and is a predicted model, not a curated record. Gene Ontology annotation, cellular component: nucleus. Lineage: Eukaryota; Metazoa; Chordata; Mammalia; Artiodactyla; Camelidae. The transcript is spliced from 12 exons. The coding region runs from base 273 to 989 and encodes 238 amino acids.